GGGGGGGAAGGGAAACCGAGAUUGGAGGGAGAGAAACUAAGCUGUUAGCAAAGGGCCACAGGAAAGUCUUAACAGACCUACCAACCUACAAAGCCACUGAAAUAAAUCAUUGCAGUGACAGACUGCUCGAUAAAGACCAGGAGCAGACGCUUCUGAAGUUCAACCUGCUCUACAACCAUGUGUGCCCAGUGGGUAGUGUUUGCAAUAAUCCUAGUCCUCAGGAUGGAUAGACAGUAAGGGGACAAGAGGACUGUGGGCUCAUGUCAUGGAAGGGGUUGUUGCAGUCACAUUACACACAGAGGGCUUGAAGAGUUUUCCACAUGAAUGUAAACACACAGAGGUUAUAACCAAUGGCAACUCCAAAUGCACAACUAUCCAAAAUGGAUGGGUUCCAGCUAAUGGCAUAAAAGAAAAUGGCAACCUUUAUCUUAACCCUGUACCAAUCUCAGCACUAAAACAGAAUGGGCUGUUACAGUCUCUGGCAGCAGGAGGCAAUGAGCCUAAAACCGAAGAGGUAAGCUUAGAGGUGGAGCGAGCACAAGAGGAGUGGGAUGCUCUUGAGAGCAUCCAACCAGUUCUUGCUGAGGAUCAAGCACCAUCACCGCUGAUCUCCUUCAAUGAAGCUCUGCAGCAUUUUCAAACCACCGAUCUUGGAGAUCUUCUUAAGGGCAUUCAGCCCACCAUUCACAGGACUGGAUUGGCUGCAAUCUCCCAUUUCCUGUUCGGUCCUCCAAGACUACACAAAGACCUUGUAGAGGAAAGAGAUUUAGUGUUUGCCAUUGCACAAUGUUCUCUAGAUAAUGGACAGUCAGUGCACAUGCGUGUACUCCAGACCAUCUACAGGAAACUGACUUGUACCCGAGCAGACAGUCCCCGUUAUGGCCCACACUGGGAAAAUGUAGGAUUUCAAGGUUCAGACCCUGCCACUGAUCUAAGGGGAACUGGUUUUCUGGGCCUGAUGCAUACUCUUUAUUUUGUUAUGGAUCCAGAGAUACUACCACUUGCUAGAGACAUCUUCAAACUAUCUCAGCAUCAUGUCCAGAAUUUUCCAUUCAGUGUGAUGUCAAUCAACAUGACUCGAAUUGCCCUGCAUGCUCUCAGGGAGGAAGUUCUGUCCAAGGAGUGUAACCGAAGGCAGCAGGUCGUGGCAGUGCUGAAUGAUUUUUAUGUUGCAACAUUCCUCCACCUCUACCAACUGUGGAAAAGUCAGCGUAAAACUAUCUCUGACUCUGGCCAUGUACUCAAAGAAGUGGAGCUCUUCGCUAAGAAGAACCCCAAGCUGAUUCUGAAACGUCUAGAGGGCUACCUGAGGGAAAGACGUGCCGGGACAUCACCUGACACACUGUCACAGAGAAAUCCUUUACCUGGUGACACUGGGUCUCAAGCAAGAAGUCAGGGCGGGAAGGAGGGGAAAGAGAUGAAUUUCACUGGAGUUUGUGAGCUGCCACCUGAGAUGGAGGGUGAAGCAAGACUUAUCUGAGAGACAAAGAAGCAUUUGAUUAACUUUUUCUCUGAUUCUUAGUUUAUGUCCAUAAGUACCGUCUAAGACAAGUCUAUAUUGAAGCUGUCGUUUGCUGUCUUAUUUCUAAUAUAUUGCCAGCUCUCAAAAGGUUAGUUCACCCAAAAAUUAUAUGUUAUUAUUUACGUUCCAAACCCUCGAGACAUUUGUUCUUCUUCAGAAUAAAAAUUAAGAUAUUUUAGGUCAUGCUCUUAGGACGGCAACGGCCUCACUUGUUCAAUGUUCAGAAAGGUACUAAAAAACAUCCUCAAAACAGACCAUAUGCCUUCAGUGGUUCAAUCAGAAUGUUAUUAAGCUCCUAGAAUACUUUUGUGUGUACCUAAAAUAACAUCACAAAAAACUUUAUUCAACAGUUUUUUUUCUCGCACAUCUGACAGAUUAACUUCGAUGCGCAUCCAGGGCGUACACAUGCAGCAAAUUAGCCCAAUGUGAAAUAUAAAUAAGUAAUCAUAGUUGGUUAUAAUUCAUUAUAGUUUAGAUAAGCUGUAUGCUUUGACUUGAUGUCUCUGGGUCAAGUGUUUAUUUGUUCAAAGAAUGUUCAUUUACAGGUUAUAAUAAAUAACCUUCUUACAGUGCAAUAUUACUGAAAGCAUGUAGCAAAAAUCUGGCAUAAUUAGGACUCCAGUUAUGAGCAAACGACUUUAAGUUUGAUACAAGUAAGACUUUAUUAACUACACUGAAGAUUUUAACUAAUCUAGCAUACACACUCACACAUUCAGUGUGAGUUUGGUAUAGGAAGAGGCAGUAAAAAGUGAAGAAUUACAGCAUGAAGUUAUAGCAGUAUUUGAUAUUCAGCCAGAUCUACAGCCUGAAGUUUCAUAUUACUUAGAUAAUACUUAAGCUAUUUGUUGAAGAGACUGUUUGAAAGAGAGUUCUGAUGCAGUUCGUGCAGUUGAUCUUGAUGUUGAAGUUGAUGAAGGAGAACCAGUUUGAGUCCAAUUAGUCAUUGAAGAAUGAAAAGGCGAGGCCACGCUGGGCCUGGCUAAGUUUAGGUUGUGGUCAGAGAAGGCCGUUAGCUCAGCAUCUUCUCGUGCAACAUCUGGUAGAAACAGAAAAGCGGUAGGCGGCCUUUAUGUCCACCAGCUUUUAUAAUGAUUAUGAUAUCAGACCCUUAGGAGCUGAGAUGACCAAGGAGGGAAGUUUUAUAACUCCAGGCAAAGUGAUUUGCAUAAGCAUCAUGAUUUGGAACUCUUACAGGUUUUUAAAAUCUCAACAUAUGUUGCAUAAAUAUCAAAAUAUAAUGUAUACGAUCAUUCUUUAAAUUCAGUUAGCACCACAGGAAUAUGAAACUCUUAAGGGCCCUAUCAUACACCUGGCGCAAUAAGGUGCAAGAUGUGUUUGCCUGACAUGUUGCUAUUUUCCAACCAGAGCAACCUUAAUUUUACCAUUUUACGCCAUGUUGUUUAAAUAGCAAAUCCAUUUGUACCACUUAGUGCACUUAUGGGUGUUCCGGUCUAGAAAAGAGGUGUGUUAUGGCACAUUGUUGGCACGUUUAGAGGAACUAAAAUAGACUGUGCAAUAGACCAGCUGAAAGCAGGCCUAAAGUCCAGCGCAGAUCGCUUUAUUUGCUUUAUUCGCCUCGCUUACACAUUGCUUAAAACACACAGGAUGUACAGCAAUAGGCAAAUAUCUUUACAUAUGAAAAAGAAUAAAAGGAAUAAAAUAUUACAAAAAUUAUUACUUUCUACAUAAAUAGAAAAAUCACUGCCUUCAUGUCGGGGGGCUUUUUUCAGUUUAUUCACGACAACUUGCUUUUGUAUAAUGUUAUUAUUAGUAGUAGUAUUGUUUAUUAUAUGCGUAUUUAUUUUUGUUUUAUUAAAAACACGCUUAGAUUUGUCCACCUGUCAAGUUUUGGACCAUAUGUGGCAUAUGACGUGUUUGGAUAUAAAUUCAUUAUUAUUGCUCAUUUAUUCGUUUGCUGGAAAUUAGAACUGAAUUUAGAAAUAGUUUAGAAACAAAUUAUUGCCCUUAACAAACAAAAUUAUGUAGGCCAACGGAUGUUUGUGCGUACAACACCGUUUCCUUAUCCUUGAAAGAGAGAGAGAGAAAAGGCAGAUUAGAGGAUGCUCAUUCUUUAUCCCUGCUGCAGAUGAUCUGUUUAACUGUUUUCUCACUAGUGAAGUGUUUAGUUUUUCCACUUAGAAAGUCCGCCAUGUAUAUAGCAAAUGCGCCAUGGCGCGAAGCAACUGACUUUUAAAGGGUUUGGGAGAAAAGAGUCUGAUUGGUUUAUUCUCAAAACACACCCAUAACUCAUUAAGAGAACAACCCUGUUAGACAAUGUGCCAUGGCGCAGAGCGUAUUUUUCUGUCCUUAAAAUAGCAAAAGUGGAUUCGGACAUACCGUUAAUGCUUUUGCCCCAUGCGCUUUAGAUUUUGCACCUAGAUCAUUAAAAUAGAGCCCUAUGUCAGUGUUAUUGUUUAACAGUAGUUUAAAAACUUUAUUCCAAGUUUUACUGCACAAGCAAAAGACUAUCAAUGAACACUUUAUUACAAAAAGAGAGUACAUAUGCAUGAUCGCAUGAAUCAUAGCUGUUUAUAUAAAAGGGGCAAAAUGUUUGAGACAAGCUAUGGGGAUGGAGAGAAAUUUCUAUUGGGGUCAUAUAUACCUUGGUGUUGGGUUACACACUAACUAUUGCUUUUUGCUGGACAGUCACAGGAGAGGGUGUUUGUGUGUUAUUUGUUAAAUAUAACAAGUUAUUGUGCCUGAAGAGUCUCGUGUGGUACACACAUUGGUUCACCGUGCACAUGAAAGCGCGCAAUAUACUGACAAAAGAAACUGUUAAAUAGAUUUGUUAUUUUUGUACAUAUUAUUUUCAUAUCUUAAAAUUACACAGAUCCCAGGGUGUUGGAACAACAUGAGGGUGACUAAUUAAUAACUUAAUUUUCUUUCUUGGCUGAACUAAUCUUUUAAAUGCUUUCUGUGACCAAGACCAGUAGAUGUAGUUGCCAACCAUCAGUUUCAAAGGAGAAUCUUGGAAAUCUCCUCAAUGAUAGCAGACUGUCUUGAACCUGUCAGAAAGAAAGAAUCAUCAGUGUGCAGAUGCGGAGAGUGCUGCUUAAGCAAACCAGUCCCUCAACCACGACUGUGGUUUUGCAUCAGAAUGAUAGUUUUUGUGCAGUGGCCUUACUGUUUGAGAAUGUAUUUGAUUUGGAUUAGUUAAGUGAAAGACUUCUGAUCCCUAGUGAUUUGAACAAGUUCACAAAAGUGUUCAUAAUUGACUGUUUAGUCUUUACUGUUGAAAAAUUGACUGAGAGUAAAUGUUUUUAAAUGUUAUACCUUUAAAUGUAAUAUUAUUCAGAAAUAUGUUCCCUUUUGUAAGGAAAUGUUCAACUAGAGACAGAAUUAUAAAGCACAUGUUUAAUGGGAAAGUGCAUGUUAGUUUUAUCUGGAGACAGGAGACCUGGAGACUUUUUUUUCUGAACUGAUUGACCACAGAAUCUGCCUUAUUCGAUAAGUUCAGUUUGAACUUUGAAUCAAGUUAGGGCGGUAUUCAAGUUGAAUGUAAUGAGUGGAGAUUUGUCUGCUUUAAGCCUAAAGUCUACUGUGGCUGAUGUCUUUCUGCGACAGUCUGCAUUGUCCACUUGACAAUUUGUUUUGUCAUCAGGGAGUUCAUUUUUGCAUACACUGUGUCAAACUCAUUCGUUGACGCUUAUCCAGUUCAGUAUAUUGUGAAAGCUUUGUGGACUGCACGAUGGGGUGGAACAGAGAAAACCAAGUAUACUACAAAGCUCCUCUAAUGAUAACAGGUACAUUCCAGUUUAAAAUGGUCAAAAUAGCUCCCAAAUCACUUUAAAAAUUUGAAACGUAUAAACAAGGCAAAAAACUGGCAGCACGGUGGCUCAGUGAUUAGCACUGUUGCCUCACAGCAAGAAGGUUGCUGGUUUGAUUCCUGGCUGGGCCAGUUGGCAUUUUUACGUGGAGUUUUGCAUGCUCUCCCCAUGUACAUGUGGGUUUCCUCCAGGUGCUCUGGUUUCUCCCACAGUCCAAAAACAUGCGGUGUAGGUGAAAUGGAUUAACUAAAUUGGCUGUAGUGUGUGUGUGUCUGAAUGUUAGAGUGUAUGGGUGUUUCCCAUUUCUGGGUUGCGACUGGAAGGGCAUCUGCUGCGUAAAACAUAUGCUAGAAUAGUUGGUGGUUCAUUCCGCUGUGGUGACCCCAGAUUAAUAAAGGACUAAGCCAAAAGAAAAAUGAAUAAAUGAAAGAAACAAGGCAAAAAAAAAAAAAAACAGUUACGUGUGUCUGUUAGACAGGACUUGCCUUUAGCCAGGAAACUGCUGAUUAUUUAAGUUGUAUGUUAUACAUAAGCCAACUAUUAUUUACUUAAGGGUUGCAUGCAAUGUUGAAAUCUUCAGUAGCAAGAAGUGAAUCAUGGUAGUGAAAAUACAUCAAUCAAACCUGUUAAUUAGCUUAGUAAACCGUGAAAGUGGUUCACUGAGGUAGAACCAUUUAUUUACUGUUGCGCCACAUCAGGCAGAAAACACAGUAGCUGCUCAUUUUAUGCAUUGUCUCUUUUAGCACAGGUCCAAUAAAGAUGUGUGGGAUGCAACAGUAAUGGAAAAAAUGACUAUUUGUUGGGGAAUAGGAAACUCCUUUUGCAACGUAAUUUUGCACUUGUCUUAUUAGCAUGUCAGGAAGUGCUAGCGAUGUAACGUCCCGCUGUUUUAACUCUUUGUUAGAGCUUGUUAAUACGUUCUGUAAGAUUGCAUAUGUUUGUCUAUGUUACCUAGUUUAAAGUGUUGUACGAUACAAGUAUAGUUUCAGGUUUCAUUUUAUGCUCUUAUUAUAUUCUUUUUUUUUUUUUUUUUUUUAAAGGAUAUACGAAUCUUAAUACUCAGUGGAUGUAUAUUAGACGUGUCACUUUACCAGUCAGUUGAAUUUUAUAUAAAGCAGAGUAGUAUUUUAUAAACUUAAAGAACAAAGUGAGAUGGAGAAAGAAUGUUCAUAUGCAGAGGCAAAUCAUCCUUUCCUUGAUUUAUUUAUUUAUUUUUACUCCUACAAGAGUCUUGCUUGUUCAAAGUUCAUGAACAAUCAAACUUCAAGUAAAAAAUCAAGCAAUCAUUCCUAACCCUGAUAAUGAUGUGAGUCUGGUUUGGUUGUCUUGUUUUCGUUUGUUUUAAUGAAAGGGUGGUCUGUUACCUUUUAAUAUGUAAAUAUAGAGCAAAAUUUUGAUUGUAACAGGACAUAUUAUGCAUACCUCAGGCUUCAGACAGAUAUCUACUGUAUAGACAAUUUAUUGAGGACAGCCAUGUUCCCGUGUUGUAGAACAAAAUGGUUUUGUGUCUCUUACAGUAAUCAACCUAGCUUGGGAAUGUACAGUACUGAAUGCAUUUGUAUGUGAACUAAUGUAGCACUGCUAUAUAUUUCUAUUGGCCAAACUUGUGAAAAUUGUAGUCUUAUAUGCUGAAACACAACCAAACUUUUGCUGGAGGAUGUUUUUAACAAUCAAGGCAGAUUGAUGUUAAAACAAAUCAGAGAAUUUGUGGCCUUUGAUAUU
Messenger RNA from Danio aesculapii, 7011 nucleotides. It is a transcript of the gene elmod3, whose product is annotated as ELMO/CED-12 domain containing 3. NCBI's taxonomy places the organism in Eukaryota, Metazoa, Chordata, Actinopteri, Cypriniformes, Danionidae. The record is from RefSeq and is a predicted model, not a curated record. The transcript is spliced from 14 exons. The coding region runs from base 266 to 1480 and encodes 404 amino acids.